AGAUUACUUCAAUCUUUUGGAAAGAUAAAAGAUUGGAAAAAUAAGAUCAGUUUUUGGAAAGAUAAAAGAGGAUCAAACUUCUCUGAAACUAGAGUCCAAACCAUGACUGGAAAGUGGAAACAGGACUUAAACAAAUUCGCGGAAAGACUUCAGAACAUCAAGAUUCUUUACUUCUGUCGCCUGCCUAACAAUGCCUGUCAAUAGAGAUCUUAAAACUAAACAAAAUUUUGUUAUCCUUUUUCUUCUCGAGUACAAGGCUCAUUCACCGAGGCCCAAUGAAGGGUUUAAAAUGGUUUAUGAGCCUUUGCAUCUCCCACUUCGCUGUUUCCGUUCUGAUCUGAACAAUCCAACGAACGCCCUCCGACUAUCUAAACCAAAUCCAUCACCCGACAACCUUUGAAAUGGCCGUAAGGAUCGAUCUUUUUCCCCCGAAAGCCCUCCAACAACCUCGGAAGUUCCUGAACCAUCCUUGCAGCACCACUACUCUCAUCACCAACAGACCAAACAAGACUCACAACAUCCCGUGCGCGAAAACAAACCUCAGCGAUACAGCCCUUGCUCUGGAUUUUGCAGUUACGCUCGAAAAGAUUAAUACCCAUUUGGAGCAAAAGGAGAAGGCCAUAAGGCAGAGCAGAGAGUUGCUGUUCACAGAGUUGUGCCAGUAUUUGUCAUUGAAAGAAGAGGAAGUGAACAAGAAUUGGAGAAAGAUGAAAGAAGAGGAGAAAUGGGUUUUAGUUAAGGGGUUUGUUAAUAACUGGGGUGUCAAUUUUCAUCCAUUAUCUGUAAGAUCAGUUGUGGAAAUGGUGGAUGAAUAUUUGCAGGAUGAGAAAUCUUCUUCAGGUAUGUUUCCUGGUUUGAAGAGAAUGUUGUGGUUUUCACAAGAUACUUAGAUUGUACAAGAUUGCAUAAGAACUUGUAAAAUGUUAUAGCACUACUAAUUUGAUGGAAUUUUUCUUUUCUUGUUUAGCUAGUGUUCUAUCACAGAUCAAAAUCAUGUAUGGUGUAAUGCUUACUAUGUGUUUUUGUUUGUUCCUUUCUUCUUUCCAUUAAUGGACCAACAGCCAAGAACAAGCAUAAUAAAUGUACGAUGUUGUUGUUUUAAAAGAUUUAUUCUCCAUGGCUACA
Molecule: messenger RNA, 1125 nt
Organism: Theobroma umbraticum
Lineage: Eukaryota; Viridiplantae; Streptophyta; Magnoliopsida; Malvales; Malvaceae
Source: RefSeq, a predicted model, not a curated record